AUGACUUCAACAAAUUCUGAAAAGUAUUAUUUCUCUAAAAUCCAACUAUACGAUCCUAAUGAAAUUAUAAAUUAUGGGAUACAACGACAGUUUCAACGGAAAAAGAAAAAAAAAUUGGCAAAACUUGAAAGAGAAGGCAUAUUCAUUGGGAAUAAUCCUGUUAAAUUGUUGAAAAAAGCCACUAAAACUAUACAAUCAACUUUUGAUAACAUGGAUAUGACAUCUAGUGACUUUAUGCGUAGAAGAUGGAGAAUCGCAUCUCUUAGAGCUCAAGGUGUGAAGGUUAAAGAUGAUAUAUCUCUUUUGAAAAAGUCAGCUAAUAAAGUGCACAAAUUAAAAGUGAAAAGUGCUAAGAAUUGGAAAAAGCGCAUAGAAACUAAUGAGCAAAAAAAAAAUGAAAGACAAGCUAAGAGGACAGCAAAUAUUCAAGCAAGAAGGAUGAAAAAGCUAUCGAAAAAAGUGAGUAAAGCUCGUGAUAAAGGAAGAAUUUUCACUGCAUGUGAAUAA
This is a messenger RNA of Heterobilharzia americana, 507 nucleotides long. The record is from the annotation of a GenBank genome assembly. NCBI's taxonomy places the organism in Eukaryota, Metazoa, Platyhelminthes, Trematoda, Strigeidida, Schistosomatidae.